AUGCCCUCAGAAUUUAUUGGCUCGCUGGUGUCUAUAGACUGUGGGCAGCUUGGAGCCUAUCAGGGCCGUGUUGUAAAUAUUGACCCAGUUAUGAACACACUAACUAUUUCCCAUGCUUUUCGUAAUGGACUUUGCUGUGACCAGCCUGAGAUCAGUUUAAGCUCCACAGCCAUUCUUGAUAUCAGAAUUAUCCAUGCAUCCCAAGAGGCACAGGAGAUCAUAGCCAGAAAAGCUACCCCUUCGAAGAUGACCAAAGAGAUUGACGAAGUGACCAGACCAACCUGUGCCUUGCCUGUGAAGAUAAUCAAAGCCACUUCAAAGGUGCAGCCAGCUUCAUCAGGUUGUGGAGUCAACCAUUUAGACCUGGCUUAUAAUAAAAGUGGCUGCAGCCGCAGAGUCUCACCUACAAGUGUUCCAUCUAAAUUUCAUGAGUUGAGUUCAGAGCCUUUGGGUCGGCGAGCACGUGUCAGCAAAAGUGCAAACAGAGAGUCAUCAGAAUAUGUCGCCACUGACAUAGGUAACAUAGCAGACCAUCGUGGGAGGAAGACAAAUGCAGUAAAGAAAAGUGAUAAAAACAUUGAGUGCUUUCAUGCUCCAGCCAAACCGUUCAAACAGGAAUUUGAUUUUGAGUCAAACCUAGCUCUUUUUGAUAAAAAGGUAGUGUUCCGAGAAAUUGAGCAUAGGCUUCAUGAUGUCCAACUGGAGUCUGACCCCAGGGAUCGAAGAUACAGACAUGAUGAAAAUGUGCUGCAGCCCAGGGAAGACAACUCAACACGUAUGAAAAAGAUACAACAGCCAGACAGUCCAUACACAAAUUGUCAAUUAUAUUUUACAGAUACAGGCCUGGCUGUCCCAUCCAUCAGUGUAGAAGUGAGAGAAAAAGUGUGUGACACAGCCUCACAGUGUGGACUGACUCAUCCCAGGCUGCUUGAAGCAUAUGGGAGAGGAGCCAGUGAAAUGGCAAUUCACUUGAUUGGGGGAAGUCACAGAAUACAUCCUAAAAACGGCCAUCAGGUACCGGCUGUGGUUGUACUUUGUGGUCUUCAUGACACUGGGGCUCUGGGCGCUUGUUGUGCACGUAACUCUGCAAAUAUCCCUGUCACUCUCUCACAGGAGAUAGAGUUAUACAAGUUAACAGGGAACCGACUUAUUCAUAAUGUUACAGACUUGCCAAGUACCAUAGACUUAAUUGUGACAGCGCUGGAUUCGCCAGCCAGCCCAGCCUACAGCCAGCUGCCCUGGUACCAAAGUAUUGUUGCCCACAUUAAAACCAGUGAUAUCAGAGCUCAAAUGCUAGCCUUAGAUCCACCGUCUGAAGGCCCAGGCAUUGCUGCCAGGUGGAGCCUGUGUAAAGUGUUGCCACUACAUCAUAUGGCUUCCACGUGUGGAAGCUUGUACCUCUGUGAUCUCAGCAUUCCAUCUGCCAUAUUUAACAAAUGUGGUAUCACAUAUUUAUCACCUUUUGGAUCCAAGUUUGUUAUUCCUCUCUAUGGCAAAGACUAG
Candidula unifasciata is the source of this 1503-nucleotide messenger RNA. NCBI's taxonomy places the organism in Eukaryota, Metazoa, Mollusca, Gastropoda, Stylommatophora, Geomitridae. The record is from the annotation of a GenBank genome assembly.